Molecule: messenger RNA, 660 nt
Organism: Lycium barbarum (goji berry)
Lineage: Eukaryota; Viridiplantae; Streptophyta; Magnoliopsida; Solanales; Solanaceae
Product: transcription factor MYB59-like
Exons: 4
Coding region: 1-660 (219 amino acids)
Source: RefSeq, a predicted model, not a curated record
AUGCAAGAUGAGAAUUUACGAAAAGGGCCUUGGCUCGACGAGGAAGACGAGAGAUUGGCAUAUGUUGUCGCCAUUUUAGGCGAACGUCGUUGGGAUGCCUUAGCAAAAGCAUCAGGGUUAAGGAGGAGUGGGAAAAGUUGCAGAAUGAGAUGGAUGAACUACCUUAGACCCAACAUUAAACAUGGCCAUAUCACUGAAGAUGAAGAACAUCUAAUUAUUAAACUCCAGAAACAAAUGGGAAACAAGUGGUCAAAGAUUGCUAAACAAUUGCCUGGAAGAACUGAUAAUGAAAUAAAGAACUAUUGGAGAAGUCAUUUGAGAAAGAAAGCACUAAUUUAUGAACAAGAAUGUUCUGGAAGCAAUACUGCAAGUAAUAAUUCAGAACCAAAAUCAUCAAAUGGAAAAGAUGAUCAUUAUUCUUGUGCUGAUUCUUUAGCCGCAACAGAGGAUUCUCAUUAUAGCUUUGAUGCUGAUGACUCCUCGAGAUUGUUGGAUUGGAAGAUACCAAGUUGGUCAUAUGAACAAAGUCAAAUGGAACAUCACAUGUACUUUUGUAGAUUAAACCUAUGUUCAUGUAAUUAUCCUCAGUCUACUUCUCAUGAAGAUAACAGUAAUAUUAGUAGUACAUGGGACGGUAGUUCAUGUUCUAUCUGGGAAUAG